UUUGCAGACAGGUGAGUCAGGAGACAGGUCUAUAAAUUGACCUGCCAUUUCGUAGGGAUAGAGCCUCACAAGGUGCACAAAUCAAUGAGGCAGCCAUUGCGCAGGACAAUUGGAGUUGAGAGAGAGAGUGUGGUGAUUGCAGUGCGCAUGUGGCUGCUUCGUUGGGUGGUAAUGCACUUGGCUUAGCCUCUUCCCUGUCCAGUGGCCCGGGGGGUGUGGAGGGCUGUUAGGGGUUGCUUUCGAUGGUUGCCCGCGGAGUUGCGCAGUGGCUUCCCUUUCGUUUUCACUGGCAGACGCUUUGCAGUGGACACGACAACCGAACAGAGGGAGGCAGAGCCUCGCUUGAAUUAGUUGUCAGACGCUGCGGAAAUAUUGAUUUUCGCGUUGCUAAAAAGUGCAUUUAAUUGUCCAACAGCCCAACAGGAUGAGUCUCAAGUCCAGUGCCCGCAUCAAGAAGCGCCGCUCCGACGCGGCGGCUGCUACAUUUUCAAGUGCAGCAGCAGCUCCAGCACCAGCUCCAGCGACCGGGAAUGGCACUGCGAAUGGGAAUGGAAGUGGUGGCAAUACCAGUGGUGGCAGUGGCAGUGGCAAUAGUAAUGGUAACGGCAAUGGCAGCACUGUUCCACCCACAAGCAAUUACAACUGCAACCAGAGCCUGUGCAGCGCCGAGAAGCACAAGAAGCACAGCUACGCGGGCCGCAAUCCCAACUUCGACACGGACGAGACGAAGCUGCUGAUUCAGCUGUGGGGCGAUCCCAAGCUGCAGCGCACCCUCAUCACCACGCACAAGAAGCACGCCGUGAUCUGCCAGCUGGCGGCCAAGAUGCAGGAGUACGGCUACCAUCGCUCGCCGGAGGAGAUAACCACGCGCAUCAAGAACCUCAAGUGUUUCUACAAUCGUCUCAAGAAGGACAAGGAGUGCGGCGCCACCUCCGACUCGGAGCCCAGCUGGAAGCAUUUCGCCGAAAUGGACGCCAUCAUGACGCGGCCCAUCUUCAGUGUGCGGCCCAAUGAGGUGCCAGCCCCAUCGCUCAAGUAUCAACUGGAGCAGGCCCUGGAGGAGCAUGCGGAGCAGCGCAGCCGUCGACUGGCAAACGGCGAGGAGUUGUCCGAGAGCGACAACGAGGAGGACGACAUGCUGCUCUCCUCGCUGGUGUCCAAAGGCAAGCGGGACACGCCCCGCAAGGAAGUGGAGGCCGCCUGCCUUGGGGUGGACACGGACUUAAAUGAGGAGACCCUGGAUCCGGUUGCCUUCAAGCGACGCAAACACUCAACCGAGCCGGAUGUGGACAUCGGUAGUGCGGUCUUGGCUUCUCCUAGCAUAAAGACUGAGCCCGGCCAGGAGCCGGUAACUGCUUCGGCAGCUGGACCGGCGGAGUCUGAGCAUGAGGAGGAGGAGGAGGACGACGACGAUGACUGCAUGCUGCUGCCCCAGACCAAGGAGGAGCCCAUCGAUGUGGAUGCUGGCGAUGAUUCGCCCAGCGAGAAGUCCCCCAGUCCCGUCAUGUCCACACUGGCGAAUAUAUUGCAGCGGCCGAGGAACCCUGCGGCGAAUCUCCAAAUGUCCUACACGACAGGCAAUGUCAUCAUCUCUGCCAGCGGCAGCACAUCCACCAGCUGCUCGGUGCCCAUCCAAAGCACCAGCACCAGCACACUAUGCGGCAGCUCGGGCAUGCUGCAGCCGGGAAAGAUCUCUCUGGUGCCCACAAACUUCCUGAUGCAGUCCAAGCUGCCAGCCGCUGUGGGACCCAGUCCCGUCCCAGCCAACGGAUCUGCGCCGCAGCUGCAGCUGCUGCAGAGCGCCAUCAAUCAGGGUGCCCGUCUGAUGAUCAGCGGAUCGGCCUCGGCCCCGGCACAGCCAAGCAAUGCCGGGCUGGUGGCCACGGCACCCGGCGGCGUCAAGUUUGUUCUCGUGAAUACCGAGCAGGCCAAGGCAGCGGCAGCCGUAGCUGCUGUGGGUAAAUCAGCAGCAACGCUGCCCCUGGCCACCGCCCAGGCUCAGGCCAUAGCACAGCAGCAGCAGCAACAACAGCAACAACAACAACAACAGCAGCAGCAGCAGCAACAGCAACAGAAGCUGCAACAGCAAAACUUGCAGCAGGAGCAGCAGCUUCAACAGCGGCAGCAGCGACUGAAGGAGAAGAAAAUUCAACAGGAGAAGGACGAGAAUCGCCGUGAGCGGCAGCGAGAGGAAUCGCAGUCCAGGCGACACAUGACAACUAUGCGAAUCCUGCUGCGGCAGCUGCUGAAUUCCCAGAACGAGGCAAAUGAGAUUCAGCACAAUCGCCUGUCGUUGGAGCGCGAGCGUCUGGACUGGGAGCGCUCGAUGGGCGAUCGGCUGUUGACGCUGCUACCGAAUCUGGUGCAGCCUGCCGCUGCGGCGACUCCAUCAACUGCUGCUCAGCGCCUGCAGCCGCCCAAGCUGCUGUUCACCACAGCACUGCCCAUGGGCAAUGGUACCGUCACCAUGCCUCACAUACUCACAACCAACUCCUUGCCAAAGGUGAUUACGGCUCCAUCCUCCACGCCGGUUAGCUGCAGUACCAGUGCCAGCAGCAGCGGUGUCGCGGCAGGAACGGCAGCAAAGCCAGCGGGCGACGGGGAUGUUCAAUUAGUCACGCCUAAGCAGGAGAAGGAGGGCUGAUGGAUGGGCUCAUUGAUAUUGUAGAAGCAAUCUCCGACUUCAAGAAACGAUGAUAUUACAUUAAAAGUCCAUAUCCGAUCUAAAAUGUAGUUUACUCUAACAGUAAGACGUCUUAUAAUAAAGCUUGAACUAAUAACUGA
This is a messenger RNA of Drosophila subobscura, 2784 nucleotides long. Its product is annotated as AF4/FMR2 family member lilli. Lineage: Eukaryota; Metazoa; Arthropoda; Insecta; Diptera; Drosophilidae. The record is from RefSeq and is a predicted model, not a curated record. Gene Ontology annotation, cellular component: nuclear body. The transcript is spliced from 2 exons. Gene Ontology annotation, biological process: positive regulation of DNA-templated transcription. Bases 425 to 2644 code for a protein of 739 amino acids.